This is a messenger RNA of Cyphellophora attinorum, 1689 nucleotides long. RefSeq lists its product as uncharacterized. Lineage: Eukaryota; Fungi; Ascomycota; Eurotiomycetes; Chaetothyriales; Cyphellophoraceae. The transcript has a single exon. The record is from RefSeq and is a predicted model, not a curated record. The coding region runs from base 1 to 1689 and encodes 562 amino acids.
AUGGAGAACGACGCUAUUGUCUCACGUCCAGUGUUCCUAGCGUAUGAACCCAAGCAGAGCAACAGAGGAUCUGCCGCGGGAAAGUCGGCUGCUCUUUCCCAUGCUGCCUCCAUUUCAUGGCAACGACGGCUCCAGCAAAAGCGCAAGAAGGCUCAAUCGACAGUUCAGCCAGGUCAGAAGCAGGCGCGCUUGCAGCUUGCCGGCACUUAUGACUGUAUCUAUGCGACAGACCGGACUCCGUUGCAACCUCAUAGUCUCCUUCCACGCCCGUCGGCUCUGCCUAGCGCACUGGUACAUGGCAACAAUGAUCCAUUCAACUGUGGCGCAGUGCCGAUGACAGCGGAGGUCAAUGGCCUGAUCGCCUUCUGGAGAGAUCAUGUCUUCCGAGCGGCGAAAGACUGCAGAUCAGAAACUCAUGAGGUUGUUGAAGGCAUGAUCAGAAGUGAUUUGCUGGGCCUGCAGGACAGUGUCAGUGCCGAAGCCUUCUUGCUCUCGGCCUCAACAGUCAAGAAAGUCUACACCCGCAAGGACGACUUCCAGCUCACGGCAGAAGAGCUCCACCGCAAGCAAAGGACUAUCGCCCAGCUACGUCGCGCACUUGACACUGCCAAUGAUAAUUUUACAGCAAUACUCCGGACUGUAAGCUCGAUGUACUGCGCAGCUAUGUUCUCUCAGCAGUUUGAAGAGGCCGAGAUGCAUCAAACACAGUGGGAGCGGCUCAUGGAAUUCGUCUCGGACAACGAUGCUGCCAGCAAGACCGUCGUCGAACCAAUGUACCUUCGGUUCUUUGUGUUCGGUAUGAACAGCGCUAUCUUCUGCUCAAACCCUGCUGUCGCAGAGCGCCACACAAUCAGACAUGUGGAGACCGUUCUAAUGCCCUUCGCACAAUGGGCAGCAUAUCAAGCAUCGCUCGGUUCACGGCUGCCGCAUGGUAGAUCAGAAAUGACGCGGAAGAACGAGGAAGCCCUUCGUUGCAUAAGGGCUGCAGUACGGCGUCAGCGAGGAGAUGAUUCUGGCUGCUUACAACCCUGGACGCUGAACGAUUUCUUCAUCAGGGUCACCCAAGCGAUGGCAUUCUUCAGACUUGCCCGAAGAUUCAGAACUGAUGAGCCGGACGAUCCGGUCCUACCUUCUGCGAUCGACGCGGCUGUGCUCUGCACGAUCUUUGUCAUUUGUACCACAACUGUGUUUUCCUUCAGGAAUGGCCGAGCUUCACAGAGUAUGACCGACCGUAUGAGAGCUGCCAGUGCCAUGAGAUCGCAUAAACAAUGUCUCGAGGCUGUCCUUCUGUGUCAGGAUCCUUGCUAUGAGGACCGAUGUGCUCUGCUUUGGGCAUUGUACGUUGGAGCGGCCUGGGAGACCAGAGUUGAGCUGACGGGAAAAGGUGAGAUUGAGUGGCAGCCGUGGUACCAAGCUCAUCUGUCAAUCAAAGUGGCCGAAAUGGGCAUUUCCGAUUGGAACUGCUUCAUAGUGAUAGUUGAGUCCUUCUGCCGGAUGGAAAGCGUGUCAAAUGCUGCGACUGAGAUUGGAGACAUCAUCUGCGCAGGCUUCGAUAUAGUCGAUGCUGCUCGAGCCUCUGGGCGGGCGUCUGUGACUUCAGAAAUGGAACGGCUUUUGUUCCCUUGGACGGACUCAGUGAAGCCUGAACCGAGACACGCUUCGACGAUACAGUGCGGCCAACCCGACUGA